AUCAAAUUGAUAAUCAAUUAUAAUGUUUCAUAUAAAUACCAGGCAAUUUAAAAAAGGGACAUAAACAGUUCUCUGCUGUAACACACAAACAUGUUUUCCAAAAUAGCUAUUAUUUUUGUGAUACUUUUUCAAGUCAUAAAUGGACAUCCUCUUGAGUCAGCGCAGCCUCAGUAUGAUUUUAAGAACUUAUUGACAUCUCGUAUAGUGGGAGGGCAAGACGCUCCCGAAGGUUACGGGAAGUACAUGGUAGCGCUCGUAGCUGGAUAUUACAUGAAGACAUUAGUAUGCGGCGGUUCCAUCAUCAGUGAACAAUAUGUCUUGAGCGCAGCUCACUGUAUCGAACCCUUUGUCUACUGGGGAGAGUUAUUGUCGAGCUUCAAGGGAGUAAUCGGAUCGCACUACUGGAAUUCGUCACAAUAUAUAAAGUUUUCUCAUUUCGACAUCCAUCCGAAUUGGGACUGGGCCACCUUGAAAAACGAUAUUGGCGUUGUUAAAACUACUAAGAAGAUGGUGUUCAGUAAUCGUGUUGGUUACAUAGCUCUGAAUAGACGGUGGAUACCAGGUGGGGAACAGGGCUUCGUCACGGGGUGGGGCCGUGUUGAGGCCUGGGGUGAUAUCCCGUGCCAUUUGCAAAUGUUACACGCGACCACGAUCUCUGGUAAACAAUGUAUCGCGGCGUGGAAGAAGGUCUCCCUCAUCGUUGGAACAACACCUCCGGUCCACCCCGACGUUGAAAUAUGUACGCUCCACUCCGCUGGCCAGGGCAUGUGUAAUGGUGACUCUGGCAGCCCCCUGGUGAUGUCAGAUUUGCGACAAAGUGACUCUGGCAGUCCCCUGGGGACGUUAAAGUUGCAACAAGUGGGUAUCGUGUCGUGGGGUCUGGCCUGCGCGCAUGGAGUUCCAGACGUAUACACUAGGAUAAGUGCCUAUACACACUACCUGGCGAAGUACCUUUGAAUACAACUUGAAGAAUAUCACAAUUACUGCUGAAUGAACUGUCACCGGAUUAGUUUUAAUAGUAACAAGAUUUGAGAAAUUGUUCGAAAACAAAUAAGACCUUAGUUCUUGUUGUUUAAGGAAA
This is a messenger RNA of Nymphalis io (European peacock), 1081 nucleotides long. Its product is annotated as chymotrypsin-2-like. The record is from RefSeq and is a predicted model, not a curated record. NCBI's taxonomy places the organism in Eukaryota, Metazoa, Arthropoda, Insecta, Lepidoptera, Nymphalidae. Gene Ontology annotation, molecular function: serine-type endopeptidase activity. Gene Ontology annotation, biological process: proteolysis. Bases 91 to 957 code for a protein of 288 amino acids. The transcript has 6 exons.